GAGAGUUCACCCUGACCGUGGACAUGUUCUACAUGCCCUGCGGCCUCAACGGUGCUGUCUACUUCGUGGAGAUGGACGCGGACGGCGGCCAGGCAGCGGCCGAGAAGACGGGCGGCGCCAACCGGGCCGGAGCCAAAUAUGGCACCGGCUACUGCGAUGCGCAGUGCCCGCAUGACCUGAAGUUUAUGGAGGGUAAGGCCAAUGUCAUCGGCUGGAAUGCGAGCCACGACCCUCCCAUCGGCAAGCACGGUGCCUGCUGUGCAGAGAUGGAUAUCUGGGAAGCGAACUCGCGAGCCACGGCCUACACGCCACACCCAUGCUCUAUCACUGGCACCUACAUUUGUGAAGGCAUUGACUGUGGCGACAACAGCAAGGACGAACGUUACCAGGGAGUCUGCGACAAGGAUGGCUGCGACUUCAAUUCCUGGCGUUUGGGCGACCAGAAGUUCUACGGCCGUGGGGCCAGGGACUUCAAGGUCGACAGCCGCAAGAAGGUGACGGUGGUCACUCAGUUCAUCACUGAAGGCAACCGGGAUGACGGAGACCUCAUCGACAUCCGUCGCUUCUACGUCCAAGAUGGCAAGGUGAUUCCCAACUCCAACGUGUCCAUUGCAGGGGUCCGAGGUGAUUCGAUUACCGACAAAGUUUGCUCCGAUAUGAAGGAAGCCUUCGGGGAUGUGGAUGACUUCAACCUGAAGGGUGGCCUGAAAACCAUGGGAGAAGCUUUGGACCGUGGCAUGGUGCUGGUGAUGUCCCUCUGGGACGAUGCGGAGGCCAACAUGCUGUGGCUGGAUGCGGACUAUCCCACCAGCAGGAGCCCCACAGUGCCUGGGGUGAACCGCGGGCCCUGCAACCAAGACACCGGGAGGCCCUCGUUUCUGAGAGCCAAGUUUCCGGAUGCGCGCGUGAAAUACAGCAACAUCAAGGUGGGCGCCAUCGGUACGACCUUCGGCACGGACGCGAGCAUGGCUGCCAGCGACGAUGGGAAGUGGGCCGACAACCGCCGACUCAACGAGGACGUCCUGGUCUGA
Cladocopium goreaui is the source of this 1031-nucleotide messenger RNA. The record is from the annotation of a GenBank genome assembly. Lineage: Eukaryota; Dinophyceae; Suessiales; Symbiodiniaceae.